AUGGGCAUCCUCAAGCCCACCCCCGCCGACCCCUCCCACCCACCUCCCCAAUCCCUCCUCACCACGGCCCUCACCCUCCUCACCAUGCACUGGGCCACCCUCCUGCUCACCACCCUCCUCCUGCGCAGCCUUCUCCGACGCUACUUCUCCCCCCUGCACCAAUACCCAGGCCCGGUCCUCGCCUCCAUCACCCGCCUCUGGAAGGUCUGGUCCACCGCCUCGGGCCACACCCACCUGGACCACAUCGCGCUGCACCGGCGGCACGGCCCCGUCGUGCGCAUCGCGCCGGGCGAGGUGUCCGUGUCGUCGCCGGAGGCGGCGCGGGUGCUGCUGAGCGCGGGGAGGAGGUUUUAUAAGACGGGGUUUUAUGGGGUGUUUCCGCCGCCAGAGAAUCCGGAUAUUUUUACCGAGACGAGGGAGGAUGUGCACGCGGCGAAGAAGAGGGUCGCGAACGUGCCGUAUGGCAUGGCGGCGAUGCAGCAGCUGGGUCCGUUUGUGGAUGAUGUGGUGGAUUUGUUGGGAAGGAAGGUCGGGGAGCAUGUGGAUGGGCAGGGAGAGGGGGCGGUGUUUGAUUUGGGGGAUUAUUUGCAUUAUUUUGCGUUUGAUGUGCUGGGGGAGGUGGCGUUUAGUAGGGCGUUUGGGUUCUUGGAGCAGGGGAGGGAUGUCGAUGGGGCGAUCAAGACGAUUGAUAACUCGCAGGUGUAUAAUGGGAUCGUGGGGCAGGUGCCCGAGUUGGAUUAUCUGCUGAGGAGGAACCCGCUGUGGCGGUUUGUGCCGUGGUUGAGCACCAAGAAUGCGCUGAUCACGAGGAUGGCGCUGGAGGAGAUGGCGCGCCGGCAGCCGUUUGAUAAGGAUCGUGGAGGGUUGUUGAGGAGCGGUGAUGGCAGGCAGGAUCUGAUGGCUAGUUUGAUCCAGGGGCAUCUCAAGGACCCGGAGCGGUUUGGGGAGGGGGAUGUUUUUGCCGUUGCUCACGGUGCCAUCUUCGCCGGCUCCGAUUCGACCGCCUCCACGAUGCAGUCCUUCUUCUGGCACGUUCUCGACGACCAACGCGUUUACAACUCGGUGCUUCGCGAGAUCGAGCAGGCCGUCACGACCGGCGUCCUCCCCGCCGAGGGCAACGUCACCUGGAACCAGGCGCAGAGCCUGCCCUACCUGCAGGCCUGUCUCAAGGAGGCCAUGCGCGUGCGCCCGGCCGUCGGCCUCAACAUCACGCGCGUCGUGCCGCCCGAGGGUGCUGAACUGGAUGGUCACUUUUUCCCCGGUGGUACCACCAUCGCGUGCAACGGAUGGGUGCUGCACCGGGAUAAAGAGGUGUUUGGGCAAGAUGCUGAUGACUACAGGCCGGAACGGUGGUUGGAGGACGAGGAGAGAGCGAAGAGGAUGGAGCGGUAUAUGUUCCAGUUCGGUGGUGGAAGCCAUCUGUGCAUUGGCCGCAACCUGGCACUCCUCGAAAUCAACAAGGUCGUGCCGAGGUUGCUGCGCGACUAUCGCUUCGAGCUAGCACAUCCAGGGCGGCCGCUAAAGGCAAACGCCUCGUUCUUCGUGGUCCAGUCUGGUCUGGAGGUACGGAUUAAAAGGGCUUGA
Molecule: messenger RNA, 1584 nt
Organism: Chaetomium globosum CBS 148.51
Lineage: Eukaryota; Fungi; Ascomycota; Sordariomycetes; Sordariales; Chaetomiaceae
Exons: 3
Coding region: 1-1584 (527 amino acids)
Molecular function (GO): heme binding; monooxygenase activity; iron ion binding
Source: RefSeq, a predicted model, not a curated record